Messenger RNA from Enhydra lutris kenyoni (northern sea otter), 1623 nucleotides. Its product is annotated as aminoacylase-1. The record is from RefSeq and is a predicted model, not a curated record. The transcript has 15 exons. The coding region runs from base 294 to 1520 and encodes 408 amino acids. Gene Ontology annotation, cellular component: cytoplasm. NCBI's taxonomy places the organism in Eukaryota, Metazoa, Chordata, Mammalia, Carnivora, Mustelidae. Gene Ontology annotation, molecular function: aminoacylase activity. Gene Ontology annotation, biological process: amino acid metabolic process.
CGGCGGUGGCUGACCCCGGGGAGGAUCGCAGGAUCCCGUAAUCCGAGAGGAGGCUGGAACCUGGGGCGGGUGAAGACGCCUUCUUCUUCGCGGCCGCGGGGACGUAGGUGGCCCUUGCUCGCAGUCUUCGGCCCCGCCCCGGGAUCCGGUCCGGCCACGUGGUGGGCGGAGGGGGCGGUUCUGAGCCCUAGACCUCGCAGGACCCUGAGCCCUGGGCCACAGUUCGGGGCUGGCGCUGAGAAGCAGGCGCCGGCCCAAGACCAGCAGAGAGCGAGCUCACCGCGCGCAGCGCCAUGGCCAGCGAGGGUCGCGAGGGCGAGCACCCGUCCGUGACGCUCUUCCGCCAGUACCUGCGCAUCCGCACGGUCCAGCCCCAGCCGGACUACGGGGCUGCCGUGGCCUUCCUUGAGGAGAGAGCCUGCCAGCUGGGCCUAGGCUGUCAGAAAGUGGAGGUGGCACCAGGCCGUGUGGUGACCAUUCUGACGUGGCCGGGCACCAACCCCAGACUCUCCUCUGUCUUACUCAACUCUCACACGGACGUGGUGCCUGUUUUCAAGGAACACUGGAGUCAUGACCCCUUUGAGGCCUUCAAGGAUGCUGAGGGCUACAUCUAUGCCAGGGGUGCCCAGGACAUGAAGUGUGUCAGCAUCCAGUACCUGGAGGCUGUGAGGAGGCUGAAGGCUGAGGGCCACCAUUUCCCCAGGACCAUCCACAUGACCUUUGUGCCAGAUGAGGAAGUUGGGGGUCACCAAGGCAUGGAGCUGUUUGUGCGGCGGCCCGAGUUCCAGGCCCUGAGGGCUGGCUUUGCCCUGGAUGAAGGCCUGGCCAACCCCACUGAUGCCUUCACUGUCUUUUACAGUGAGCGGAGCCCCUGGUGGGUGCGGAUCUCAAGCAUCGGGAAGCCAGGCCACAGCUCACGCUUCAUCGAGGACACGGCAGCAGAGAAGCUGCACAAGGUGGUGAGCUCAGUCCUGGCUUUCCGGGAGAAGGAGAGGCAGAGGCUGCAGUCAGACCCCCACCUGAAGGCCGGGGCUGUGACCUCCGUGAACCUGACCAAGCUAGAGGGCGGCGUGGCCUAUAACGUGGUACCUGCAACUAUGAGCGCCAGCUUUGACUUCCGUGUGGCACCAGACGUGGACCUGAAGGCUUUCGAGGAGCAGCUGCAGGGCUGGUGCCGGGCAGCUGGUGAGGGGGUCACCUUCGAGUUUGCUCAGAAGUGGACAGAACCCCGAGUGACAUCUACUGAUGACUCAGACCCCUGGUGGGCAGCAUUUAGCGGGGCCUGCAAGGACAUGAAGAUCACUCUGGAGCCAGAGAUCUUCCCCGCUGCCACCGAUAGCCGCUACCUCCGUGCGGUGGGGGUCCCGGCGCUGGGUUUCUCACCCAUGAACCGCACACCUGUGCUGCUGCAUGACCACGAUGAACGGUUGCACGAGGCCGUGUUCCUCCGUGGGGUUGACAUAUACACGCAGCUGCUGCCUGCUCUGGCUAGUGUGCCUGCCCUGCCCAGUGACGGCUGAGUCCCAGGCUCCCCAACCUCUACCCCGGGAGUGUCCACCAGACCAGUGCCAAGGACCCCUCUGCCCCACACUCAACAAUAAAGUCUGCGUGUGGACAGGGCCA